ACACACACACACAUGUAUCACAUCUUCACGUGACCUCUUUUAUUACAACGUGUCGUGUGUUAUAAUAAUCAUUUAUGUGUAAUUAAUGCGAACAGAAACGAUAUUGUGCCAUAUUAAAAUACACCUCGAUGCAUUUUGAGUGUCUGUGAUUAUUAAAAAGGGGAAUAUUAUGAGAGCGAUAUCCAGAAUGUUUUGUUUUCCGUUUAGUUUCGUUUUGUCUUCCGCAGACAGAGGAAGGAGGGAGGAAGGAGGGAGGAAGGAAGGAAGGAGGAAGGAGGAAGGAGGAAGGAGGAAGGAGGGUCGCUCUUUACGCGCUGAACUUUGGUCCGAUCGGCUGCGUGUCGGCCGCGUUCCGUGUUGUUGUUGUCGUCGUCGUCGUGGUUGUUGUUGUUGUUGUUGUUUUACGGAGUGCGGAAGCGCGACGGGCUCGCGCGCUGCUCCCCCUCCUCCUCCUCAUUCCUCUUCCUCCUCCUCCUCUUCCUCCUCGGCAGCUGCUGGAAACGAAACUUUCGAAAGGCGCAGAGAGAAGAACGACCUCACCAUGCUCAACCUCUGACGGUGCCUUUAAAGAACGCGGGAUGGACGGAGGCCGAGGAGAGGCGGAGGACGAGGAGGAGGACGAGUUCGCCUGUUCCGGGAUGCUGCGUGGAUCCCUGAGCUCCGUGCACGCCACCGUGGAGCGGAUAUUCGGGGUGGCGUUCGCCAUCGGGGCCGAGGACCCGUCGGCGCACGGCAACGACGGGCAGAUAUGGCUGAAGCUGCGGGGGCCGAGCGGCGACGUGCACGCCGCCAAAUUGUUUGUGAAAGGACUCGUGAACCAGGAGGAGCAGCAGGAGGUUCCUUACCCCGAGGCUCUCCACUGCAUCUUCUGCGGCGCCAGGGGGCUGUUCGUGGACUGCCUGACCAAAAACACCUCGGCGCACAUCGUGGUCGGCUCCACGGGGUUCCUGCUCAUAUCGGGUCUCGCGGAGCCGGUGGUGCGAGCCUACUCCCUGAUCACCGACCUGGUGGAGCGGUGCGAGGGCCCGACGCCGUCCCGGCGCUCCGAGGCCCUCGACAGGGGCCCCGGAGAGUCUCUGGACUCACGCCGGGCGUUCAAGACUCUGGUGGAGAAAAGGGAGGACAAGCACAUCCUGGAUCUCCUCGUGCUGCCGGGGUCCGUGAAGGAAGUCCUGCUGGAUCUGGUGAGAGAAUCUGGUCUCGGAUCGCGCCCCGGCCCGGCCCCGACGGAUGGAAAUGCCGCGGCGGGGUCAGAUGAGGAUUUGGAGGACGUGUGGAUCAAACCUUUCGCCGCGGCGUACGCACUUUCUGAGCCUUCCAGGACUACGGAUCGGUGGGUCGAAGGUCCAGAGAAAUACUCGGAGGACUCCUUAUUCCGGUCCGGGGUCACCCGAGGGAGGGCGGAGGGUACCGAGGGAGGACUUGAUCUUCCUCCUCAGGAGGUGGCAGCAGAGCAGCAGGAGGAAGGGCAGGAGCCGCCGCUGUCGGUGGGGAACAAGGAGUUUGGGCUCCUUUUGAAGUUCUUCACCGCCAUGGGGUACACGGAGGACGUCGUGAAGCGGGUCAUCGCCCGCACGGGACUCAAGGAGGCCUCGCAGAUCCUGGACGCGGUCCAGCAGGAGCAGGAUCGCAGCGGCGCCGCCGCGAGUCAAAGCGAGCCGGGGCGCGGCGGAGAGGAAGAUAUGGAGGUCGGGGGCGACGAGGCGGCCGGCGAGUCGGGCGGCGGGGGAAAAGAGGGAGAGCACGAGGAGGACUUUGUCCUCGGCGUGGUGAAGAAGGCGGCCGCCAGCUGCGGCUACAUGGAGCAGGAGGUGGCCAAGGCCUACAGCAUGCUGCCCGAUCGGUCCACCCACCAGCUGCUCCUGGAGCUGCAGAGGGAGGCCACCACCCUCAGGGAGGGGCCGACGGAGGUGGACGACGUGGCGCCGGAGGAAGGCGACGAGGGAGACGUUGAGCUUUUCGCACCGGCGGAAAAGAGGACGUCUGACGACGGGGGGCGCGCCGAAGGGCCAGAUGUAACCGUAUCGGAGUUUAAUAAGUUCCAUAAACUCACAGAGCCACGGACGCCACGCCAAGUCGUGCUUCCUGAGGUGAAAGGGCCGCCCAUGCCCACGUAUCCCUCCGCCCUCAAUCUCCCACCCGCUAACAUCCAAUCCAACAAACUCCACUACUGGCCUGACCCCUCCACCUCCACCCAACCGACCCAAGACCACGUCUUGGAGCCCAAGACGUCUCCUGUCGUAAAACAAGCGCUCCAAGCCCCUCCUCCCCCCUUCUUCGCGAGGAACAACUCGUCUCCCACCCGAGCGAGGGAGAGGCGGGGCUUCGGGGGCUCUUCUUCGGUGGUGGUGACGGGGGAGCAGCGCUUCCUGGAGGGCCUGCAGGCGCCCUUCGACCUCCGGCUCACGGACAAACCCGGCGACCCCAAAGUGAGGACGGUCGUCAUCGACGGGAGCAACGUGGCCAUGAGCCACGGCUUGGGUCACUUCUUCUCCUGCCGGGGAAUCGCUCUGGCCGUGCAGCACUUCUGGGACCGAGGCCAUCGCCACAUCAGCGCCCUGCUGCCCCAGUGGAGGCAGAAGAGCGACCCCAAGAUCAAAGAGCAGCACUAUCUGAGCGAGCUGCAGAAGCUGGGCCUGGUCUCCUACACCCCGUCCAGAGAGGUGCAGGGCAAGAGGAUCAGCUCGUACGACGACAGACUCAUGCUGCAGCUCGCGCAGAAGACGGACGGAGUGAUCGUAACCAACGACAACCUGAGAGACCUGUCAGACGAGUCCCUGGUGUGGAGGGACAUCAUCAAAAAGAGAAUUCUCCAGUACACGUUUGUCGGGGAUCACUUCAUGGUGCCGGACGACCCUCUGGGCCGAGGAGGGCCUCACCUGGAUGACUUCCUGCGCUCCGAGCACAGGACCCCGGACCCAGGAAACCACUCUUUCGCCGGCGUCGCCACCACUUUCCCUUCCUCCAGAGCGCCGCGCUCCCAAACGGAGCUCCUGAACUUCCGCGACCGGACGCCGGGCGCGGCGCUGAUGAACGGAGCGGCCGGCGGAGGAGGAGGAGGAGGAGGAGGAGGAGGAGGAGGAGGGAGCCGGACGAAAGGCAGAGAAAAACCUGUGAAAGGGUGGGGCCUGGGACACGUGCUGGGGGUCCGGCCGGACAGGACCCCCGAGGAGACGGCCGGCCUCAAGGAGCAGCUCCGCCAGGUGUUUCCCGGCCAGGACAACAUGGUGGCGCUGGUGCUGCAGUGCCACCCGGCGCAGACGGACAUGAACGUGCUGUCGGAUCUGAUCCUGGAGCAGUAAACUACAAAAAAUGGACGACGGCGUCUUGUAGUUCUUUUUCUUACAUUUUUCCAAUUCCAAUUUAAAAGCGAUUGACAAUUGUGUUUUACCAGCAAAGCAAUAAUUGGCUGAUAAUUGUUGUUCUUCUUAAGUCAGGCGUUUACAAAAAGAGACCGUGUCAUGUUGGAAGGUAUCUGAAGCUGGUUGCAGCAAGAAUCCCCCAUUUUAUUGUGCUCACCUCUUCACCACCAGCAGCCCCUUUAAAGAUGUAAAGAGAGAGAGAGAGAGAGAGGUUUGGCCCCUUUGAUCAGCUGUUCACGAACAAAUGGAUCAGGGAUACUAUAUAAUAUGAAUAUCUAAAACACCUAUUUGAUGGAACAUCCCAAAGGUAUUCAUUCACUUUGAGUUACGAUCAAAUAUCGGCCUCCUUAUUUGUCUUAAAAACAACCGCGUUAAAAACGUACAGUUUGUGUUCUCGUGAGAAAAUAUUGAGCCAGUUUUUAAGAGGAUUUCCAUCUUUUAAGAAACAUAGAUUUUUUUUUUUUAAGAGCGAGAUAUACUUAUUCUGAAUUCCUUAUAACCCGCUGGAGCUUUAAGAUUGUAUAGCUACGUGUUUUAUAAACAAACAAAAAAGUAGACAACAAAGAGGCGCUGACAUCAUACUAAACCAAUCCUACAUAUAUCCCCUUAUUUUAUUAUAUAUUUAAUUUAUUUUAAGCAGGUCUGAUCGUGUCCGGAUCGCGACGGGGAAUCGCCCAAAAAGAUCGGAUCCACUUUAAACUCUUUUCCACUGAAUCCUCUUAUUUGCGUUGUUUAUAUAAAUGUGUAAAUGUUGAUGUUGAUUUCCGCCAUUUUUUUUUUGUUGCUUUUUCUUCAUUCCAAAAAAAAAAGUGUCUUAAAGUAUCUUUUAAAAAUGUCUUUUUAACGUGUUUCCGUGGUUACCGUGUGGCUCUGAUUCAGGUUUUUAGGUUAAAAACGGGGCUAAGUGUGGUUUUAAAAAAGUGGUGUUGAGGUCACAUUUACACACAAUAAUAUAAUAUAAACGGCGUUAUAUGCAUUCCAGAUGCAAACAUUUUCAUUUUCUCAUUAAUUUUAGCUGUUUUUUUUUCACCUGCACAUCACCAGAUUAAUACUAAUUUGGAUUAAUGUCCGCUAAUGUGGAGUAUGUUCGUCUCUGGUUUCUAGUUAUGAAGCACACACACACACAAUGUCACACACACAAUGUCACAUGAUCAAUGUCGUCCAUUGUGACAUUGGGCAACAUCAGGAUAUUGAUCAUUAAUGCGUGUCUGUAUGUGACAAAAACGCCAAAAGAGAACAAUAAAGUAUUAAUUUUAUUGAAUAUUUUUUGGUAUACAUUUUCUACUAACAGGUGAUGUUUGUCUAGACAGCUUCUUUAUUCCCACUGUGACAUUUAAGCAGUCCUGUGUGUCUUUUGAUUAAUUAAAACCUGUGUAACUCUUUAUUCUAUGGACUGGCACACAUAUUACAUACAGACCCGGUAUUUACAACGUGAUAAUAAACUGCAGUUCACAACGCCGUCCUCUAGGGGUCGCUCUUCGCCAACGUUUGAGAAGAGGCAUAUCGAUUGAAUUGAAUUCAUAAUUAAUAUAUUUUUGCACAAAAAAAGUUGCGCAAUAAACAUAUUGUAUUCCACAUGAAAAUAUAAAGACUAAUGAGCCUUGUUUUUUUGUUAUUUUUGGGACUUCCUCCCUUCUGAGAAUAGAGCCAUAACACACCGGUUGGGUGAGUUGUGAAACAAUUCUAUCUAUUUUGGGAACAUAAUGAGUGACGCGUGAUUCACCUUUGCACAUAUAGGCGUUAAUAAUAAUAAUGUAAAUGGCUGUCAGUGUCUGAAGGCUAUUUUUACACAUUUACGUAGCGCCCAAUAAUAGAAAAGUGGGUGUCAAAACUCCACGAGAGUAAACAAAAUAAAAGAUUGUUAUGAAUAGGUCCAGAAGGAAUAAAAAAAUGAAAAGUAAUGUUUAGGUCUUGUUUGUUCUCUUGACUGUUUAGUGGCAUAUUUUGCUGUGGCUGCAUAUUCUGUUACUUAAUAUACUACUGAGUAUGUGAAAUAUACCUCUGAAUAUUGUUUUAACCUACAAUAAUAAAAAUGUGACAGGA
This is a messenger RNA of Cyclopterus lumpus (lumpfish), 5405 nucleotides long. It is a transcript of the gene khnyn, whose product is annotated as KH and NYN domain containing. The transcript has 9 exons. Gene Ontology annotation, molecular function: mRNA binding; RNA endonuclease activity. Lineage: Eukaryota; Metazoa; Chordata; Actinopteri; Perciformes; Cyclopteridae. The coding region runs from base 579 to 3302 and encodes 907 amino acids. Gene Ontology annotation, cellular component: nucleus; cytoplasmic ribonucleoprotein granule. The record is from RefSeq and is a predicted model, not a curated record.